UCAAUGAGAUUGUGGGGAAGAAACACCGAUCAUUUAUACCUCUACUAGCUUCUAUUGGAAAUGGUGUAGGGCACGUCAUGCUAGGAGGUCUGGGUUUCUUCAUAAAAGACUGGAGAAUCCUGGCGGUCGUCACUGCCGUUCCUGUGCUUGUCCACUCUGUUUGUUUGUGGAUUUUGCCAGAAUCUCCUCGAUUUCUCUUGUCAAGAGGUCGAGUUCCUGAGGCUAUGGAAGUUUUUGAAAAGAUAGCUACAACAAAUAAAAUGGAACUCUUUCCCGAAAUCGCCUUACACGAAAGGUUUGCUGAAAUAUUUCUAAUUCUUCAGGACUAUUUGUGGCGAGAGGACACAGGAGAAGAAGCCAAAGAGUCUCUUCUGAUAUGUUACCUCAUUGGUAAAAUGAUGGCAUCGGGUACAGCAAACUUCUUUAGUGCUUAUGCUGUAGAACUGUUUCCAACUUCACUGCGAGGCCGAGGAAUUGGCCUAUGUAUGAAUUUAGCGAUGUUAUCAAACAUAUUUGUACCAUUUAUUGACCAUUUAGGCCAUGAAUAUCAUUUCUUGCCUCUAGUCAUCCUAGGCGUAUGUAUGACGUUCGGCGGAAUACUUAUUCUAGCUCUUCCCGAAACGAGAAACUGUAGACUUCCAGAAACAGUGGAAGAAGCGGAGGAUUUUGCAAAGAACUGGACUUGGCGAGAUUAUUUACGAUGUACAGACCGAUCAAUCUAG
Molecule: messenger RNA, 722 nt
Organism: Limulus polyphemus (Atlantic horseshoe crab)
Lineage: Eukaryota; Metazoa; Arthropoda; Merostomata; Xiphosura; Limulidae
Product: carcinine transporter-like
Exons: 5
Biological process (GO): transmembrane transport
Cellular component (GO): membrane
Molecular function (GO): transmembrane transporter activity
Source: RefSeq, a predicted model, not a curated record